CCGGCGCGUCGGGAGCGGGCCGCGCGGCACCAUGUCGGCCAAGGUGCGGCUCAAGAAGCUGGAGCAGCUGCUCCUGGACGGGCCCUGGCGCAACGAGAGCGCCCUGAGCGUGGAGACGCUGCUCGACGUGCUCGUCUGCCUGUACACCGAGUGCAGCCACUCGGCCCUGCGCCGCGACAAGUAUGUGGCCGAGUUCCUCGAGUGGGCUAAACCAUUUACACAGCUGGUGAAGGAAAUGCAGCUUCAUCGAGAAGACUUUGAAAUAAUUAAAGUAAUUGGAAGAGGCGCUUUUGGUGAGGUUGCUGUUGUCAAAAUGAAGAACACUGAACGGAUUUAUGCAAUGAAAAUCCUCAACAAGUGGGAGAUGCUUAAAAGGGCAGAGACUGCUUGUUUCCGAGAAGAGCGUGACGUGCUGGUGAACGGUGACUGUCAGUGGAUCACCACGCUGCACUACGCUUUUCAAGAUGAAAACUAUCUGUAUUUAGUCAUGGAUUACUACGUGGGUGGUGAUUUACUGACUCUGCUCAGUAAGUUUGAAGACAAGCUUCCAGAAGAUAUGGCAAGAUUCUACGUUGGUGAGAUGGUGCUGGCCAUUGACUCCAUCCAUCAGCUUCACUACGUGCAUAGAGACAUUAAACCUGACAAUGUCCUUUUGGACAUGAAUGGUCAUAUCCGCCUGGCCGACUUUGGAUCAUGUUUGAAGAUGAAUGAUGAUGGAACUGUUCAGUCUUCUGUGGCUGUGGGCACACCUGACUACAUCUCACCUGAGAUUCUGCAGGCAAUGGAGGAUGGCAUGGGCAAGUACGGGCCUGAGUGCGAUUGGUGGUCCCUGGGUGUCUGCAUGUACGAGAUGCUUUAUGGAGAAACGCCAUUUUAUGCAGAGUCACUCGUGGAGACCUAUGGGAAGAUCAUGAACCAUGAAGAGCGAUUUCAGUUCCCUUCCCAUGUCACGGAUGUAUCUGAAGAAGCAAAAGACCUCAUUCAGAGAUUGAUCUGCAGCAGAGAGCGCCGGCUAGGGCAGAAUGGAAUAGAGGACUUCAAAAAGCACGCAUUUUUUGAAGGUCUAAAUUGGGAAAAUAUACGAAAUCUAGAAGCACCUUAUAUUCCCGACGUGAGCAGUCCUUCGGACACAUCCAACUUUGAUGUGGAUGAUGAUGUGCUAAGAAAUACUGAUAUACUGCCUCCUGCUUCUCACACAGGCUUUUCUGGAUUACAUCUGCCCUUCAUUGGCUUCACAUUUACAACAGAAAGCUGUUUUUCUGAUCGAGGCUCUCUGAAAAGCAUAAUGCAGUCUAAUACCUUAACCAAAGAUGAGGAUGUGCAGCGGGAUUUAGAAAACAGCUUGCAGAUUGAAGCUUAUGAAAGGAGGAUACGAAGACUAGAGCAAGAGAAGCUGGAGCUGAGCAGGAAGCUGCAAGAGUCCACCCAGACUGUGCAGUCCCUUCACGGUUCAACGCGGGCCCUGGGCAAUUCAAACCGAGAUAAAGAAAUCAAAAAGCUAAAUGAAGAAAUUGAACGUUUAAAGAAUAAAAUAGCAGAUUCAAAUAGGCUCGAGCGACAACUUGAAGAUACAGUGGCACUUCGCCAGGAGCACGAGGACUCCACGCAUCGGCUGAAGGGACUGGAGAAGCAGUACCGCAUGGUGCGGCAGGAGAAGGAGGAUCUGCACAAGCAAUUGGUUGAGGCUUCAGAGCGAUUGAAAUCCCAGGCAAAAGAACUCAGAGAUGCCCAGCAGCAGCGGAAGCUGGCCCUGCAAGAGUUCUCAGAGCUCAACGAGCGCAUGGCGGAGCUCCGCUCCCAGAAGCAGAAGUUGUCCCGGCAGCUCCGGGACAAAGAAGAGGAGAUGGAGGUGGCCAUGCAGAAAAUUGACUCGAUGCGGCAGGAAAUCCGCAAAUCAGAGAAGUUUAGGAAAGAGCUGGAAGCUCAGCUCAAGGAUGCUGUCGCUGAGGCCUCAAAAGAGCGCAAGCUUCGCGAGCACAGCGAGAACUUCUCCAAGCAAAUAGAAAGUGAGCUUGAGGCCCUCAAGACAAAGCAAGGAGGCCGGGGACCAAGCGCCACUUUAGAACAUCAGCAAGAGAUUUCUAAAAUAAAAUCAGAGCUGGAGAAGAAAGUCUUGUUUUAUGAAGAGGAAUUGGUCAGGCGUGAGGCCUCCCAUGUGCUGGAAGUGAAAAACGUGAAAAAGGAGGUGCAUGACUCAGAAAGCCACCAACUGGCCCUGCAGAAAGAAAUCUUAAUGUUAAAAGAUAAAUUAGAAAAGUCAAAACGAGAACGGCAUAACGAGAUGGAGGAGGCAGUGGGUACAAUAAAAGAUAAAUACGAACGAGAAAGAGCGAUGCUCUUUGAUGAAAACAAGAAAUUAACUGCUGAAAACGAAAAGCUUUGUUCCUUUGUGGAUAAACUCACAGCUCAAAAUAGACAGCUGGAGGAUGAGCUGCAGGACCUGGCAGCCAAGAAGGAAUCAGUUGCCCACUGGGAAGCUCAGAUUGCAGAAAUCAUCCAGUGGGUCAGUGAUGAGAAAGAUGCCCGGGGUUACCUUCAAGCUCUUGCUUCUAAGAUGACCGAAGAGCUCGAAACUUUGAGGAGUUCUAGUCUGGGAUCAAGAACACUGGAUCCACUUUGGAAAGUUCGCCGUAGUCAGAAGCUGGACAUGUCUGCCCGGCUGGAAUUGCAGUCUGCUCUCGAGGCGGAGAUCCGCGCCAAGCAGCUUGUUCAAGAGGAGCUGAGGACUGUCAAAGACACGAACCUCUCCUUUGAAAGUAAACUAAAGGAUUCUGAAGCCAAAAACAGAGAAUUAUUAGAAGAAAUGGAAAUUUUGAAGAAAAAAUUGGAAGAAAAAUUUAGAGCAGAUACCGGGCUCAAACUUCCAGAUUUUCAGGAUUCUAUUUUUGACUAUUUCAAUGCUGCACCUCUUGCACAUGAUCUGACAUUUAGAGCUAGCUCAACUAGUGAGCAAGAAACACACACUCCAAAGCUAGAAGUGUCCCCAUCAACUUCUGUGGCUGCAAGCACGGAACAGCAGGAGGACAUGGCUCGGCCCUCGCAGAGGUCACCUGCUGUGCCGUCAUCCACGACACAGGCCCUUGCUCUGGCUGGACCCAAGCCAAAAGCUCACCAGUUCAGCAUCAAGUCCUUCUCCAGCCCCACGCAAUGCAGCCACUGUACCUCCCUGAUGGUUGGGCUGAUCCGGCAGGGCUACGCCUGCGAGGUGUGCGCCUUUGCUUGCCACGUGUCCUGCAAAGACAGUGCUCCGCAGGUGUGCCCAAUACCUCCUGAGCAGUCCAAGAGACCUCUGGGUGUGGACGUGCAGAGAGGCAUAGGGACAGCCUACAAAGGUUACGUCAAGGUCCCAAAGCCCACCGGGGUGAAGAAGGGAUGGCAGCGUGCAUACGCAGUGGUCUGCGACUGUAAGCUCUUUCUGUACGAUCUUCCUGAAGGAAAAUCCACCCAGCCCGGCGUCGUCGCCAGCCAGGUCUUAGAUCUCAGAGAUGAAGAAUUUUCGGUGAGCUCAGUCCUGGCCUCAGAUGUCAUACAUGCUACACGCCGGGACAUUCCAUGUAUAUUCAGGGUGACGGCCUCUCUCUUAGGUGUACCUUCUAAGACCAGCUCACUACUCAUUCUGACAGAAAAUGAGAACGAAAAGAGGAAGUGGGUUGGGAUUCUAGAAGGACUGCAGGCCAUCCUCCAUAAGAACCGCCUGAAGAACCAGGUCGUGCAUGUUCCGCAGGAGGCCUACGACAGCACACUGCCCCUCAUCAAGGCCGUCCUGACGGCUGCCAUCGUGGAUGGAGACAGGAUUGCAGUGGGCUUAGAAGAAGGCCUCUAUGUGAUAGAAGUCACCCGAGAUGUGAUCGUCCGCGCUGCUGACUGUAAGAAAGUGUACCAGAUUGAGCUUGCUCCCAAAGAGAAAAUCAUAGUCCUCCUCUGCGGCCGGAACCACCACGUCCAUCUCUACCCCUGGUCUUCCUUCGAUGGAGCUGAAGGGAACUUUGAUAUCAAGCUCCCGGAAACAAAAGGCUGCCACCUCAUAGCGACUGCGAUGCUGAAGAAGAGCUCUUCCACCUGCCUGUUUGUAGCCGUGAAGCGGCUGAUCCUUUGCUAUGAGAUCCAGAGAACUAAACCUUUCCACAGAAAGUUCAGUGAGAUUGUGGCUCCUGGCAGCGUGCAAUGGAUGGCCGUGUUCAAAGACAAGCUCUGUGUUGGCUACCCUUCUGGGUUCUCUCUGUUGAGCAUCCAGGGAGAUGGGCAGUCCCUAAACCUGGUAAAUCCCAAUGACCCCUCGCUUACGUUCCUCUCACAACAGUCUUUUGAUGCCCUUUGUGCUGUGGAGCUCAAAAGUGAGGAGUACCUGCUUUGCUUCAGCCACAUGGGACUGUACGUGGACCCACAAGGCCGGAGGUCACGCAUGCAGGAGCUCAUGUGGCCUGCGGCUCCUGUUGCCUGUAGUUGCAGUGCCUCCCACGUCACAGUGUAUAGCGAGUAUGGAGUCGAUGUCUUUGACGUGCACACCAUGGAGUGGGUGCAGACCAUCGGCCUGCGGAGGAUAAGACCUCUAAACUCUGAAGGCAGCCUCAACCUCCUCGGCUGCGAGCCUCCACGCUUGAUCUACUUCAAGAGCAAGUUCUCGGGAGCAGUUCUCAACGUGCCUGACACCUGUGACAACAGCAAGAAGCAGAUGCUUCGAACCAGAAGCAAAAGGCGAUUUGUCUUCAAGGUCCCAGAGGAAGAGAGGUUGCAGCAGCGGAGAGAGAUGCUUAGGGACCCAGAAUUGAGAUCCAAAAUGAUAUCCAACCCGACCAACUUCAACCACGUGGCUCACAUGGGCCCGGGCGACGGCAUGCAGGUGCUCAUGGACCUGCCUCUGAGUGCUGCACCGCCCUCCCAGGAGGAACGGCCUGGCCCUGCCCCCACCAGCCUGUCUCGGCCGCCUCCAUCCAGGAGCAAGCCCUACAUCUCAUGGCCCUCGUCAGGUGUAUCAGAACCCGGAGUGACUAUGCCUCUGAGAAGUAUGUCCGAUCCCGACCAGGACUUUGACAAAGAGACAUCCCGGUGCAGUUUUCUGCACUUACGCGUAACGUAUAGUGGCUGCUCUUGUCAUGGGACCUUCUGCAUUGGCCUCCCUCUUCCUCCUCAUCUGCUGGUGGCCACUUGGUGUCAGGGUGGGGUGGCAACAUUCUCAUGCACUCUGAAGCCGCACCACUCCAUGCCUCAGUUUCCCCCAUGUGAAGUGGGGAUGAGGCUACAGAUGAGUGAGCCUGAUUCGGAUUCCACCAAACACUCAACUCCAUCGAACAGCUCCAACCCCAGCGGCCCGCCCAGCCCCAACUCCCCCCAUAGGAGCCAGCUCCCCCUUGAAGGUCUGGAGCAGCCGGCCUGCGACGCCUGAAGCCACCAGCUGCCCACCUUGCCACCGUGGGGCCAGGGAGCUGGGGGUGGCCUCCAACGUCAGUGCCAAGACUGAGCUGACCUUGCAGUGUUGUCCAAGGAAGUGUAGAAUCAAUUUGUAGAUAUGAAGAUGAAGACAAAUCUUUAUUAUUAUAAUCAGUUUUAUGCUGCGAUGUUCAUGGUGGUAGACCAGAUCCGUUCAUCUGCACAGCUGUGAGGCAACACUGUUCCAUUUGCACAUGAAGGACCACCACCCAGCCCCCACCCACUGAGAAGACCCCUUCCACACCAGCUUCCUCAGAAACGGUUAGAGCAGCCUGCAUAGGACACGGACAGCUGGAGACAUGGCCUCAGAAACUAGUCUUUUCCAUGUUUCCUGAAACUGUUGCCUAGGACCUUAGGAGAAUUGUAAGAAGUUGUAUACCAUUCCCAGUGUCACUAGAAUAGUGAAGACAGAGGAAAGUGGAGGUUAGUUUGUGGCCUUUUCAUUCAUUUAGCCAUUGCAUAGUCAGCUGCAGAAGUCUGACCACCGAGUCGUGGACAGAGGCCUGGGACCAGCGUCCCUGUGCAUGAGUCCACUCUGGGCCACAGCCAUGCAUGUCACCAGUAUCUACCACUGUGAAGUCAGCUGGGCUCUUGUUUUCCACUCGCUUCCACGGUUUCUGCCUCCUACCAUAAAACCAGCGAGUGCCGUGGUGCAGGCAGGCCUGCUGGGCUGAGGAGGCCAGAGCCCCGGGAGCCACGCGGCAGGCACUGGGACAGCCCCCACACCCCGUCCCACCCCUGCAUGGAAUCCCCAUGAUUAGUAGCCUUUACCGAUCAUGUAGAAUCAGCCAACACACUCCUGCACACCAGCCCAGCCCACCACGUGGUGAGGCCCCACGCGUGUAUUUAAUCCCACCCUUCCUUGUACCAUAUGCUGAGUGAUCAGGUCUGUGGCUCUGUCUCACUAAAGGCUUGUGACUAACUGUGGCAGCAAACAGGCUGCCGCUGGCGGCCAACCAGUCAACGUGCUUGCGACACUGUUGCACAUGCACUUACCUGAGUCGGCACUGAGUGACCUGGCACCACUGCCCCUGCCCCUCCUGUCACACCCAGCACCUGCCCGCCCCACUACCCUCCUGGGCCUUCUGCUGGGGUCGACACCUGCUGGGGAUUCUGGUUUCUACUUUUUUAAUGUAAGUCUGAGUCUUUGUAAUUAUUGAAUCGUGAGAACAUUUUUGAACAAUUUACCUGUCAAUAAAACAAAAGACGGCAGUUUUAAAGUU
Molecule: messenger RNA, 6650 nt
Organism: Galeopterus variegatus (Sunda flying lemur)
Lineage: Eukaryota; Metazoa; Chordata; Mammalia; Dermoptera; Cynocephalidae
Gene: CDC42BPB
Product: CDC42 binding protein kinase beta (DMPK-like)
Exons: 38
Coding region: 32-5383 (1783 amino acids)
Biological process (GO): peptidyl-threonine phosphorylation; actomyosin structure organization
Cellular component (GO): actomyosin; cytoplasm; cytoskeleton
Molecular function (GO): ATP binding; protein serine/threonine kinase activity
Source: RefSeq, a predicted model, not a curated record